AUGGUCAUUACGUUUACCAAAGAGUUUGGCAAUUGUCAAAAAAAGGAUUAUACUGUAAUCCAGAUUAAGGACAGACACCAGAGAAUUAAGAUGAUUCUUCGACCGUUACCACAGCAAUCAUCCAAUAAGUUACAUAUCAAAGGACAUGGAAAGCGGCAAGCAAUCAAGAGAAAGACACGACCAUCUGAUGAUGGCGAGGUUUUAGCGCAAACCACCAAGAGACCUCGUGGGACUCCCAUUGCCCGGUACUCAGAUCAGAGGAUACCCAGCAAUUUCUGGCUCAAUGAGCUCAGACUCAAUGCUAGAGAUGUUGAGAUACUGGACAAUGGGGAGUGGCUAACGGAUGAUCACAUCUCAGCCGCCCAAACGUUGCUUCGUCGUCAGUUUCCUGCAAUGUCUGGUCUUCAAGAGCCCGCCUUGGGUGAGAUCUUGCAGUUUCAGCACAUGAAUUCAGACGGGGUUCAGGUCAUGCUGAACGGUGGCGGACAUUGGGUGACAAUCAGUCAAAUGAACGGCACAGUCAAGCUGCUGGAUAGUGAGAAUGUUGGUCUUUCUCCAAAACUGUCCAGUCAGAUUAUGAAUCUGUUCUCGGGGAGUGAGUGCGAGCUGCAGUCCCCUACCGGUCUUGAGAUCCAACUGCCGAAGAUGCACCCACAGCGUGGCUCUAGUGACUGCGGGGUAUUCGCCUUGGCUUACGCCACUGAGAUCGCCUUCGGAGGUCACCCGGAAUCCACAGUCUUCGACCAGAGGUCAAUGAGGGGACAUUUUAAGAGAUGCUUGUCCUCUUUGCAAAUGGUUCCCUUCCCAAAGUUAAAAUGUACUCCAAGGAGUGCUAAAGACAUCGGAGGGAAAUCUGAAACUAUAUAAUAUUUCAGUGUAUCU
Asterias rubens (European starfish) is the source of this 882-nucleotide messenger RNA. RefSeq lists its product as uncharacterized. The record is from RefSeq and is a predicted model, not a curated record. Lineage: Eukaryota; Metazoa; Echinodermata; Asteroidea; Forcipulatida; Asteriidae. The transcript has 3 exons. The coding region runs from base 1 to 867 and encodes 288 amino acids.